This is a messenger RNA of Besnoitia besnoiti, 1095 nucleotides long. Its product is annotated as SAG-related sequence. Bases 1 to 1095 code for a protein of 364 amino acids. The record is from RefSeq and is a predicted model, not a curated record. Lineage: Eukaryota; Apicomplexa; Conoidasida; Eucoccidiorida; Sarcocystidae. The transcript has a single exon. Gene Ontology annotation, cellular component: membrane.
AUGGAACUAGACUCUGACCGAAGAGCGCCGAUCUCCAUUUCGAAGGGACGGUUGAGGAUAACUGUCUUCGCAGCGGUGGUUACGCUGCUGCAGGGGCCUCUCCCCUCCGUGACACCAGCUCUGGCAAGUCUUGAGGAGGAAAAGUUCAAGUGCACUGAUAUCCCAAGCGGAACCUCGUGCACCUGCCAAGCAGAAGGGAGCGCACCCGCUCCGACACUUAAAAGAACACUCGCUCAGCAUGCAAAUAAGCUUCAGCUGCUCUGCCAACAGCCUUUGCGCUACGCUCCGGACGACCUGACGAGUUCCAAGGUCUGUCGGGACAACACCAGUGAGCUCACAGAGUGCACGGAUGCGCCUAAGGCUCCCAUCGAGGUGAAGUCUCUCCUUUCCGGAUCCCCCCCUGUCGUGCAAUGGGAGGGUGGCUCUAACGCCAAUGGCACGCCCAAGUCUCUAACUAUCCCCGACGGCAAUUUUCCCUUUGUGGACGAGAGGUUUAUUGUGGGGUGCCUCAACGAUGGCAGGGACAAGACGGAGUGCCAAGUGACAGUAAAGAUUGCAGCCAAGCUUAGCACGACAGAGGCACAGACAGUUACAUGUGCUUACGGCGCUCAGAGCAACCCGACGCAUCAGGCUGUCACAAUCACCCCGGCUCUCAACAGCUUCACCCUAGUGUGUGGAGAAAAAGGGGAGAUAGUGCAGAAGACUUUUCUGCAAACAUAUUGUCCGGUGAGCAAAGGGAACACUCCUGCCACGUCCUGCACCGGAAAGUACUACAACAUCCUUCCUGCAUACAAUGAUGGGUGGUGGAGUGGGGACAAGACCAAGUCAUUCACACUUACGAUUCCGAAAGAUAAGUUUCCGGAAGACGCGGUGACGAUGAUGGUCCAGUGCCAGCGGUCGGGAGCGACACCAGCGGCUAAGGCAGGGCCCCAAUACGCAGCAACAGACGCGAGUAUCUGUAGUGUUGAAGUGGUGAUUGAAGGCUCCAAGCAAGCGAGUUCAGCGACCCCCGGCCGGCAGCCAACUCAGACGCGUAUGUUCGCCUUGUUGUUGGGAGUCACAGGGAUACCCCCUAUAUUGCGCCACGAGUUCUAG